Molecule: messenger RNA, 3097 nt
Organism: Scomber scombrus (Atlantic mackerel)
Lineage: Eukaryota; Metazoa; Chordata; Actinopteri; Scombriformes; Scombridae
Gene: gas2a
Product: growth arrest-specific protein 2
Exons: 8
Coding region: 736-1746 (336 amino acids)
Biological process (GO): actin crosslink formation
Cellular component (GO): actin filament
Molecular function (GO): cytoskeletal adaptor activity; microtubule binding; actin filament binding
Source: RefSeq, a predicted model, not a curated record
ACACAAUCCGAAAACAUAUUUACUGAGUUAAAUUCAGACAUAGCACCAAAAGAUUGUGUGUAUUCAGGUAUAUCUGUAUGGAUCUGUCUGUAUAUUGCACAGACUGACUGCCUGAAAUUGGAUUUAUUGAUGGUGCAAAUGUUUAUAACACAGAGGUCUAUUAUUUAGGGCCUGAGGAAGAUUUAAAAAAAGAUUUCAUCUAUAAUAAAUCAGCACUGGAUCACAGCUGAAGAUUUAGGACAUGCCAGGUGAAGCACUAAUAAACACAAGAACGGUGUUGUGGAUAUAUAAAUAAAAGUAGUGCUUCAGGCUUAUUGUGAGUCUGAUGCUUUUUUGUGAGAUGAUAGAGAAAAACAGUCUACUCUUGCUGAUUAUUACAAUUCCAGAUACAAAUAUUCAAAUCCUCCAGGUGACAUUAUUCUUCUGGAGACUUUGUUCCUCACAGGCCACUGACCGCUGCUGCUGAUACAAUCUGAUACCUGAUUACGACAUACACAAAAAACACACGCAUGAAACUGUGCAGUAUAAACAUGCUGAGUUUCUACCCCUGCUCAAAUGGACAAAUCUGCCUCCAGAUCAGUUUUCUGUUGUGGAGGCGAAAUGCAUGAAGGGUGGCGAGGGUUAGGAGGACAGAGCCACUCUUGUUUUUUUCUAAUUGAUGUGAUCCAGCAGUGAUCCCAUCCAUAUGCCUUUCCUGGAGCAAUAUGCAGCCAACCAUGCCGUCAAUAGGGAACCAUGUGUAGCUCCCUGAGCCCCAAACAGCCCAGCGGGCCCGGCCUGACCGACAUGCAACAGUACCACCAGUGGCUGGCCAGUCGACAUGAAGCCAGCCUGCUGCCCAUGAAGGAAGAUCUCGCCCUGUGGCUCACUAAUAUGCUCGGCCUGGAAAUCACCGCCGAGAGCUUCAUGGAUCGCUUAGACAAUGGCUUCCUGUUGUGCCAGCUGGCUGAGACACUACAGGAGAAGUUCAGGCAAAGUAAUGGAGACCUGCCUGCUUUUGGCAAUAGCAAGACUAUUCCAAAUCGGAGGAUACCAUGUCGACGGAGCGCUCCCUCUGGCUCUUUCUUUGCGCGGGACAACACAGCCAACUUCCUUGCCUGGUGUCGUGAGGUUGGCGUUGGAGAAACGUGUUUGUUUGAGUCAGAGGGUUUAGUUCUUCACAAGGAGCCACGAGAAGUUUGCCUCUGUCUGUUAGAGUUGGGACGGAUUGCAUCCCGGUACAAUGUGGAGCCUCCUGGACUUAUAAAACUGGAGAAAGAGAUUGAACAAGAAGAGAAAGCACCUCUACCUCCUCCAUCAUCUGUAUCCCCAGCUCAGCCUCUCCCUCCAUCUCCCUCAUCAUCUCCUUCCCCGUCUCUGUCCCCUUCCCCGACUCCUCCCAAAGUCACUUCCAGCAAGAAAAGUACAGGGAAUCUGUUGGAUGAUGCUGUAAGACAUAUCGCUGACGAUCCCCCCUGCAGGUGCCCCAAUAAAUUCUGUGUGGAGAGGCAGUCGCAGGGUCGAUACCGUGUUGGGGAGAAAAUGCUCUUCAUACGAAUGCUGCACAACAAGCACGUGAUGGUACGCGUCGGUGGAGGCUGGGAGACCUUUGAGAGCUACCUGCUGAAACAUGACCCGUGCCGCAUGCUCCAAAUCUCCCGGGUGGAGGGCAAGAUGUCACCCAUCAGCAGCAAGUCCCCCAACAUCAAGGACCUGACGCCCGACAGCUACCUGGUGGUGGCAGCCCACUACCGCAGCAAAAAGUGAAGACGUGAGACUUAAAAGUGUCAUCAAUGAAAGGAUAAGGAGGAUGUUGUUUACUUGCAGGCCAGUGGACGCAGCUGUUUGACAUAUUCCUGUUCAUAAAACAUUAAAGUUACAAACACCACAGCAUCCAUGAAAGCAGACGUGUGUGAAAGUGAUGUGAAAGUGAGAGGGUAUACUUUUUUUUAGUCAGUGGGUGUUGGUGAUCAUAUUAAACUUCGAUUCAAACAGGUGGGCCCUGAAUAUUGUGUUUUGGUUUUACAUGACUGUAAACAGCUUUGUGUUCAUGUGUUCAUUACAAUAUAAUGAAUUAACUGGUUGAAGUUGUACAUUUUCUUUGAGUUUCUUUUUUCAAUUACUUACUGUAUUUUAACCGAUAUAUCACGUGCAAAUAUGUGAAAUGGUUGUUGUUUUUUUUAGCACACAUGCCUUCAUCUAGGAAAAAAUUACAGCUUUCAAGGUUUAGGCACCAUGCUUCUUUCUAUCCCUUGAUAUCUUUAAUUAGAAAAAGCAAAAUUAGUUUAGUAAAUGAUGUUACUGAAAAUGAAAACAUUUGUCAUCAAGCCUGAUUUGCCAUUUUAUUACGCUUCAUUCGUCAUUUAUGUGAAUAUCUGAGAUGUGAGCAGCGAUUCAGAUGAUUUUGCCUGUUAUUGGAAAUCACAUUAACUUUUUUUUUUUUUUUUUUUACAAUUUAUUGUUUUUCCCUCUUUUCAUUUGCUUGAUUGUGUUGAUCAUAACUAUGGCCAUAUUAAGACUGCCAAUUGGACUAUGAACUUUUAACUCUGACAUUACAGUAGAAGAUUAACUGAAAAACUAUUUACCAAAAGAAAUGUGUUAAACCAAAGCCUGACAUGAUCAUCUCCCAAAUGUCUUCUUGGUCUUUGCUUUCUGUACUGUAUUUCUUAUUAGGUUAACAAAAAAGGAGCAAUGCUUAGAUUGUUUACAUGUUAAAUAACUAUUCUAUGCAAUGCCUUUUUGUACUAUUAUCAUUUUUAAUCAAUUGUUAAUUAUUAGACUAUACUCUGUUUUACAUGCUUUCCAUUCUAACGACAUAGACAAUCACCUGUACAAGAUGCAGUAUGUAUAUAAAUUGAAUCUUAAUGAUUUAAUAUUGAUGGUAGUGGAUUUACUCAUUUGAGGCCCUCCAAUUGUUGUAUGUUGCUGACCUCUAGAGGUAGUGCAAAUGUUUAAAACGUUCAAUGUGUUAAUUUGUAAAACCUUUCCCCUGGAUAAUUCAUAUGUGGGUUUGGUGUGAGAUCAGUGGCUAUGCAAAGCUCAGGCUUGUAUGUGCAGUUAAUACGUCCAGUUUCUGUUUAUAGAUGUACAAUUUCAAUAAAUUCUCAAAAACUUAAAA